UUCGAGGUCUCCACUGUGCUGCAUAACACCACCAUGGCUUCAGCAAAGCCCCUAGCAAUGAUGUGGGAGGAGGUCACGUGCUCCAUCUGCCUGGAUCCCAUGGAAGAGCCUGUGAGCAUUGACUGUGGUCACAGCUUCUGCCAGGAAUGCAUCUCUCAGGUCGGGAAAAAUGGAGGCAGUGUCUGUCCUGUGUGCCGGAAGCACUUUCUGGUCAGGAACUGCCGGCCCAAUCGGCAGCUUGCCAACAUGAUGGAAAACCUUAGGCAAAUCAGCCAGAAUGCCAAGGAGAAAACACAAGGGGAACAAUGUACAGUGCAUGGAGAGAAACUUCACCUGUUCUGUGAGAAAGAUGGGAAGCCCCUCUGCUGGGUGUGUGCACAGUCCCGAAAACACCGUGGCCACUCCAUGGUCCCUCUUGAGGAUGCUGCUCAGGAAUACCAGGAGAAGCUUCAGGUGGCAUUAGGGAAGUUAAGAAAAAAGCAAGAGGUGGCUGAGAAGUUGGAAGUGGAUGUUGCAACAAAGAGAGCAAACUGGAAGAGAGAGGUUGAGACACACAAACUGAGGAUUCAUGCAGAGUUUGUACAGCAGAAAAACUUCCUGGAUGAAGAGGAACAGAGGCAGCUGCAGAAGCUAGAUGAGAAUGAAAAGGAACAGCUGAGAAUCCUGGGAGAAAUGGAGGCGGAGCUGGUCCAGCAGAGUCAGGCCCUGCAGGAGCUAAUCUCAGAGGUGGAGCGUAGAAGUCGGGCCUCAGCCCUGGAGAUGCUGCAGGAGGUGGAAAUUGUCCUGGAAAGGAGUGAGUCCUGGAACCUGAAGGAGCUGGACAUCACCACCCCAGACCUGAGGAAUGUGUGCCGUGCGCCAGGCCUGAAAAAGAGGCUGAGGACAUGUGGAGUGCACAUCACUCUGGAUCCAGACACAGCCAAUCCUUGGCUCCUCCUUUCACAGGAUCGGAGACAAGUCAGGCUUGCAGACAGCCGGCAGAAGGUGCCUGAAAAUGAAGAGAGAUUUGAUAGCUAUCCCAUGGUCCUGGGUGCCCAGCACUUCAGCUCUGGAAAGUUUUACUGGGAGGUGGAUGUGACAGAAAAAGAAGCCUGGGACCUCGGUGUUUGUAGAGAUUCUGUGCAGAGAAAGGGGCAGUUUUUACUGAGCCCCGAGAGUGGCUUCUGGACAAUUUGGCUGUGGAAUAAAAAAAAUUAUGAGGCUGGCACCAACCCUCAGACCCCUCUCCACCUUCAGGUGCCUCCAUGCCAAGUUGGAAUUUUCUUGGACUAUGAGGCUGGCACCGUUUCCUUCUAUAAUAUCACUGACCAUUGGUCCCACAUCUAUACCUUCUCUGAAUGUGCCUUCACUGGACCUUUGCGGCCCUUCUUCAAUCCUGGUUUCAAUGAUGAAGGAGGAAAUUCAGCCCCUCUGACCCUCUGUCCACUGAAGAUGGGAUAGUAGGAUCCACUGACUUGAUAGCUCUCUCUGGACAUCGCCAUCUCUCCCAGUUGGUAACCCACGGACGCUGCUCUUUUUCCCAUGAACUCUGAACCUCUUUUGUCUCAGUGUCCGAGUAACCAGGCUUUAGCAGAAAGGUCACAGAAAGUCAUCGUCAAGUGACAUUCAGGAUCAUUUUUUCUACAGAUUGCUUUAGGAUUCCUUUCUAUGAAACAGACUUCUUUUUGGCCCAAAUGUGUCUGGAUCAGCCAAAAACAAGUUUCUGCCUUCUACAUGUGACUUAAGUUUGUUUUCUCUUCAUCUCUAGGUUGUUGCCUUUGUUUAGAUCUCUGUUAUGUCUUGCAUGGGUUGUAUGGUUUGCAAAAGGGCUUCCUAAAGAAAUUCUCCCUCAAUCUAUCCCAUACAGUCCUUUGUUCCUAAAACCUGAAACACUUGACAAUUGUUUUUUUAGAGGUUUUUGCUAUAGGGCACAUGCGCUUGCCAGAGAGACAGCGAGAAAUCACCCCCUGGGGGGAUGACCAUGCCACAAU
Molecule: messenger RNA, 1970 nt
Organism: Tupaia belangeri chinensis (Chinese tree shrew)
Lineage: Eukaryota; Metazoa; Chordata; Mammalia; Scandentia; Tupaiidae
Gene: TRIM21
Product: tripartite motif containing 21
Exons: 6
Coding region: 34-1440 (468 amino acids)
Molecular function (GO): zinc ion binding; protein binding
Source: RefSeq, a predicted model, not a curated record